Molecule: messenger RNA, 787 nt
Organism: Leopardus geoffroyi (Geoffroy's cat)
Lineage: Eukaryota; Metazoa; Chordata; Mammalia; Carnivora; Felidae
Gene: SAP18
Product: Sin3A associated protein 18
Exons: 4
Coding region: 16-717 (233 amino acids)
Biological process (GO): negative regulation of DNA-templated transcription
Cellular component (GO): nucleus
Molecular function (GO): transcription corepressor activity; transcription factor binding
Source: RefSeq, a predicted model, not a curated record
GCCCCGCGGACGCCAAUGCCCGCCUUUUUCCUGAGGACGCAACACGCAGGCGCGGCCGGACCCGAGCUCCCGCGCCGCACAAUGAGUUGCGCCUGCGCCGGCAAACGCCCCGCCCCUCCUCCUCUGGUCCUCUAUAAAGCCUCGAGCUUCUCCUCGCGAGAGACUUCGUUCUCAUGCUCGCUGCAGGGGUCGGAGGUCAGAGCGAGCGUCUCGCGGGCCGUAGGAGGAAGAUGGCGGUGGAGUCGCGCGUUACCCAGGAGGAAAUUAAGAAGGAGCCGGAGAAACCGAUCGAUCGGGAGAAAGUAUGGGGUCCGGAAAGAGGUGGAGACGUGCCCGCUGCUGCUGCGUGUUUUCACCACCAAUAACGGCCGCCACCACCGAAUGGACGAAUUCUCCCGCGGAAACGUACCGUCCAGCGAACUGCAGAUCUACACUUGGAUGGAUGCAACUUUGAAAGAACUGACUAGUUUAGUAAAAGAAGUCUACCCAGAAGCUAGAAAGAAGGGCACACACUUCAAUUUUGCAAUUGUUUUUACAGAUCCUAAAAGGCCUGGCUAUCGAGUAAAGGAGAUUGGCAGCACCAUGUCUGGGAGGAAGGGGACUGAUGACUCCAUGACCCUGCAGUCGCAGAAGUUCCAAAUAGGAGACUAUCUGGACAUAGCAAUCACCCCUCCAAAUCGGGCACCGCCUCCUUCAGGGCGCAUGAGACCAUAUUAAAUUUUAUUUACUAUGCCUUGAAUUAUUUUUCGUUCAGUUAUGUAAAAUAAACUUUUUCCUCCCCUCGUCA